AUGGAGGGCGAGGUCGCGUAUGCGUUUGACCGCCUGUCAGAGGGCCAGGACGGCGAGGUGACACCACGGCAGCUCAAGAUCGCGCUGCGUGCCAUGGGCUUUCCAGUGAAAAAAGCCGACGUGCGGUCACUGCUGCGCGAUGCCGGCCUUGAUGCGGCCUUGCCGCUCUGCUUUGACUCGUUCCGAGAGGUGGACAUCACCCCUGACGAGCUGCACGACAUGGUAGUUGAGUUUGAUGCUGACGGGGACGGCCUCAUAUCAGAGGGGGAGUUUGCAGCUAUCCUGGCAGCGGCUGACGAGUGA
This is a messenger RNA of Monoraphidium neglectum, 303 nucleotides long. RefSeq lists its product as hypothetical. The record is from RefSeq and is a predicted model, not a curated record. Gene Ontology annotation, molecular function: calcium ion binding. The transcript is spliced from 2 exons. NCBI's taxonomy places the organism in Eukaryota, Viridiplantae, Chlorophyta, Chlorophyceae, Sphaeropleales, Selenastraceae. Bases 1 to 303 code for a protein of 100 amino acids.